AUGUGUGCUCGCCAAACUUCUGGUCCAGCUUCAGGGUCUUUACUCUGGCCCGGCACAUACGCCGUUACGUAUGAAGCAAAGGACAGGCUGGGUUCUACUUCAUUCUGCACCAGUCGCUUUACAAUCAGUGUUGCCAGGUGUUAUUACUUUGACUCCUAUGGGAUAAGUGUCUACUCUAUCCCUAACGGCUAUGCAAGAUGUUACGGAGGCUCCUACAUCCCAUUUUGGGACUAUUACUACUAUUACUACUAUUACUACUAUAGAACCAAUUGCUACUACUACUGCAACACGGGGUAUACUCUACAAGGCUCGAGUAAUCUCAUAUGCCAACUCAAUGGUAGAUGGAAUAGCCUCAGACCAGUUUGUGUGAAGCAAUCCCCUCCAGCUCCGAUUGUUUGUCCGACUCUAAACGCUCCAGCCAAUGGAGUUUGGUCAAGCUACAGCUCGACUGCUGGUUCCAACGCCUUUCUGUACUGUCGAGAGGGCUAUACAGUUCUACAAAACAGUAUGGUCACUUGUAAUGCUAACGGCACAUGGACGACUGCGGGAUCAUGCCGGGAUAUAAAAGCACCUGAGCUUAAAUGUCCACCAACAAUCAAUGCUGUAUCCAAGCCUAAAAAGCAGCCUGUAUCUGUUGAGUGGGGAAGCUGGAAUGUCUCCGACAACUCCAAUGGAACUGUCAAUGUGACCAGCAGUGCUACAUCUGGACAACUGUUUCCUGUUGGACAGACCGUAGUUUUUGUACUGGCCACCGACUCCAGCAACAACACAGCCUCUUGUUCUUUCACUGUGAAUGUGACUAUUGCCACAUGUGAUACAAUCACAGUGCCAGAUCAGGCUAGGGUUAACUGUAGCCAUGACAACGCUGUCGGAUCAGACUGUUCCUUCUCAUGCACUGAGGGAUAUCAGCUGUCUGGUGCUUCUGUUCUCUCCUGUCUUGAAAAUAGAAAAUGGGAAAACAAGACAAUAGAAUGUCAAAGAAUUGCUUGUAGUGCACCUCCCUCAAUUCUUAAUGGGGACACUAGUUGUCCAAACAACACAUAUGCCUAUGGAAUCAUAUGUCCAUUAACAUGCAACAAGGGUUAUCAAAUUCAGAACAGCACAUCUGUUAUAUGUCGGACAAAUUCAACAUGGACAGUACCAGGAACUUGUCAAGAUGUUGACCCUCCAACAUUCAUAAGUUGCCCAAAUGUGACAGUGUAUGCAGAGAAACUUGGCUACUCCACAUAUGUUUCAUUCACAUCUCAGCUCAAAGCAGUGGACACAACCAACACAACAGUUGUCAUCAACACUGUCCCAGCUUCCAGUCAACCAUUUAAUGUAGGAACAACAAACAUCAUCGCCACGGCAACAGAUCUGGCAGGAAAUAAAGCUUACUGUAAUUUUACUGUCACUGCUACAGCUAUCCAAUGCCCUAACCCAGCAUACAGCAGCCUUGUUGAAAAUGGGACAAACGUCAUGGUCUUCAACUGCUCACAAGGGUACGUGUAUGGAGCUACAUGCAAUGUGAGCUGCAGCAACAAUAUUGCUAUAGUAGGAAGCUCUGUGAUAACUUGUGAAAAAAAUGACACAUCACCUGGGACAGGAUAUUGGAACUACGGAAAUGCUAAACCUGUGUGUGAUGCCAAGUUCUGCAGCAAGCAACAGGCCCCGACCUUUGGAUCAGUGGCGUGUGAUGUCAUCAACCAACAGGAAGUGUGCACUGUGACAUGUAAACAGAACUACACAUUGACAGCAGGAGCACCUCAGAAUGGUGUUUAUGUCUGCUGGAGGCAAACUGGAGAGUGGCUUCCUAGUGUUAUUUUAAAAGGCACAUGCAUUGCUGCAUUGGAUCCAACAGUAGAGAUGACACCAAACAUCCAAUAUUACUCUGGCAACUGUUCAACUUCCACUGAAGAAAUCAAAAAUAAGUUUUUUACCCUCAUCCAGACAACCAAUUUAUUUAAAGAUAUUUGCAAAACUUUUAAUUGCAAUGUAGAUGAAGUCACUGUUACGUGCGGCUCUCGAGGGAAAAGAUCUGUAAAGCGAGACACCAGCACUGCCACACACAUAACUAGGGUUAGCUUCCACCUUCAAGUAUCAUAUUCAAAUCAAGGCAGCGCAACACAAAAUCUGCAAUACUAUGACAACCUUAUUUUUGACAUAAACUCUGCACUUGAUGAAAAAACAGCCAAUGGAGAGUUCAAUAUUCCUGAAGCAGGAGAAACUAAUCCCUACUCUUAUGGCUUUGGCGAUUUGGUUUUUGGAUGCCCUAAUAACACCAUAUUUGUUUACCAAACUGCACUUUGUGCUGGGUGUGGUCAAGGAAUGAUUUACAACAAAACUACCAAAGGUUGUUCUGCGUGUCCACUUGGUACCUACCAACCUUACGACAUUGCUUCAGAAUGCAUGAGUUGUCUUCAGGGCUCCACAACAAAUAAAGUAAAUGCAACAUCUGUUACAGAUUGUUUAGAUGUGUGUGCUGAAGGCACCUACUCUCCCUCUGGCAUUAAACCUUGUGAGCCUUGUGGAAGAGGCACUUACCAACCCAAUAAAGGAGGCAAGGGAUGUGUGACAUGCCCUUAUGGCAUGUCCACAGUUGGCACUGCGUCUUCUGCUAAAGCUGAUUGUAAAUUUUACAAUGUCUUGUUGAACAAUGAGACCUUUGAGGUAGAGAUGAACAAAACAAGUGGAACUCUGAGUAAUUUUACAAUGGUUUUUUGGGUCAACAUACCAGAAAAUCUAAUGGCCAACUACUCAUCAACCUUUAAACUAGCAGAAAACACAGAGGGAGCUGUGAUUGGCUGUAAGGAUUUUCACCUCUCAAUUUCAUCUGAGGAUCUUCCGCUAAGAAGAGUCAGAAAAUCAUGGUUUCACCUGGCUGUCACCCACUCUUUCAACAAAACAAACCUGUACGUUGAUGGUGUGUUGGCAGAUGAGAAGACUUCAUGGGGUCUUUAUAAUUGCUCAGACUUCAAACUUCAGUUCACACAUUCAACAAAAAUUCCUGAGCUGACUAUCAGCGGGAUGCAGCUAUCCAGAACUGUUUUGACUCAGACCUCCAUCUCCUCAUUGGUCAGUUCUUGUGGGCAAGUUUUGGAUGGGAAUAUAUUGAUUUCUCCUGAGACAAUGGCACCACUGUUAACCCCCACCUCAUGUGAUGACACCAAUGCUUGUCUUUCAAAACCUUGCGGUGACCAUGGUGUAUGUAUUGACCUAACUGUGGGGUACAAGUGCCAGUGUGAUGAGUUGUGGACAGGGAGUAACUGUCAGGUUGCACCAGAUUUCUGUGUAGGCAAUCAAUGUCGUAAUACAACAGAGUGUCUUAGCCAAGUUGUAAAUAACAGCUACACCUGCAACUGUCAGGAUGGAUACACAGGACAGUUUUGUACAGUAAAAAUUGUUAAUGGUGCAUGGAGCAGCUGGGGAGAAUGGAGCAUAUGCCCAGUUACAUGUGGUGGGGCUAAUGUUACAAGAUUCAGGACUUGUACGAAUCCACCACCCAAUCUGUAUGGUCUUCCUUGUAGUGAUGUAGCUUCAGAAACAAAGGCUUGUAAUGAUGUCCACUGUCCAAUUAAUGGCAACUUUAGUGAAUGGAGUGAGUGGAGUUGUAAUGUCCAGUGUGGCGAAGGCAGAGCCACCAGAAAGCGCAACUGCACCAAUCCGGCACCAAUGUACGGGGGACUUGAUUGUUUAGGCGAGACGGAACAAACCUCCACCUGUAAAAACAUCACAUGCUGUCCCACUGAUGGUGGGUUUGGCCCUUGGUCAGAAUGGUCAAAUUGUACAAAAUCUUGUGGAACAGGGAUAUCCACGAGAACUAGAAAUUGUGACACCCCAGCACCUCAGUGUGGGGGUAAGAACUGUACUGAAGCAGGGUUUACUGAGAGUACUACAUGUAAUAACAACACAUGUCCCAGUUGUCCAAAACUGACAAGACCAUCAAAUGUACAAGACAUCAUCUGUACAACCAAUGCAACAAACAGCAUGAAGGAAUGUUACAUUGUUUGUUAUCCAGGUUAUAUGGCAGAAAUUUAUAAUUACAGCUGUGGGCCUUUAUCAGGCUAUAACUGGACACAGGUAACACAGACGAAUCCAAAGGGAAUUAUUCCAGAUUGCACAGCUGCUGUGUCAGUGACCAACAGAACAAUGGAACAGACGGCUACAAUAGGUGUACCUACAAUCACUAAAAGAAGUGUCGACCAGACUGCUGAUAUUCAAACAUCGGGUGUGACUGUAGAUGCUGAGGUCGCCAAAAACCUGGUGUCCCAGAACAUUCAAAGGACAAUUAGUGUCUGGUGCACCAGUUGCAACUACACAGUGACUUCUGCAUACAAUACUAACAUGAAACGAGAUACAGGUACUUUAGUAAUUAGUUACACAAUGAGUGUAACAUCUCCUCAAUUAGAUUCAAGAACUGCCACAGACGGAGAAGUAGACAUGAUUCGUCAAAAACUUCUUGAGUUUGAACAAGUCGCCCAACUACUCUUCAACAACUCUGGUGACAUCUUCACCUUUGAAGUAAAUGGUGUUGUGUACAAAGGAAUAGUUAAUGAUGAUGUUAAAAUUUCACAGAAGUGCCCGGUUGGCACAACCUUACUCCGCGCAGUGUGUGCAUACUGUACUUCCGGAACUUACUGGAAAAAUGGCCUCUGCUUGCUAUGUCCUACUGGAACUUAUCAGGAGAAGUUUGGAAUGACCUCUUGUGACCCUUGUCCAGCAGGCACGUCUACAGCUGGAUUAGGUGCUCCAUCAAUCAAUGAAUGUGUAGAGGACCCAUCCAUCUACUAUGACUGUAACAUGGGCUAUUGGUCUGAUGAUGAAAAUGGGCCAUGCAAACAUAAACAUAACGAGGAGGAAAGCCAUAGAAAAUUGGGAAAAAUUGUUGGUGGCACUAUCGGAGCAGCAGCAUGUUUGGGACUUCUGAUACUUGCAAUAUAUUUCAGAAAAGCCAUUUUGAGCCGAUUUCAACACCCGAUAAUGCCCAGUGCCCCACCUCCAUAUACGUUUAUUGACCGGCACCCUGCUCAAACUACCAUGGACAAAAAGGCUCCCACUGAUUUACCACUUGAGGAGCUUCCUCGACCUGCAACAGCUUCCUCCAUAGUAAUUACUGCUGCCUCCUCAGAAAGUUAAUACGUAAUCAGGAUAAGGUACAUUUUGUCUUUAAUGGAUAUAAUAAAGUGCCCUUAAUAUUUAAUACUUCCAAUAUUAUUUUUAAAAUUUUUAUCUUAGCUGUGAUGUAUUCCAAAUUUGGACUGUUCAAAAAUUUUAAUAUCAAGUAUUGUAUUAGCGUUUGUUUAUAAUAUUUUAAGAAAACUUUUUAAAUAAUAAUUGAAGAAAAUUACUAAGAUAAAUCAUACACUUACAUAUAUCACAAUGUAGACUAAUAAA
This is a messenger RNA of Physella acuta, 5373 nucleotides long. Its product is annotated as sushi, von Willebrand factor type A, EGF and pentraxin domain-containing protein 1. Gene Ontology annotation, molecular function: calcium ion binding. NCBI's taxonomy places the organism in Eukaryota, Metazoa, Mollusca, Gastropoda, Physidae. The record is from RefSeq and is a predicted model, not a curated record.